Messenger RNA from Aspergillus saccharolyticus JOP 1030-1, 2685 nucleotides. RefSeq lists its product as uncharacterized. Gene Ontology annotation, molecular function: 1-acylglycerophosphocholine O-acyltransferase activity. The record is from RefSeq and is a predicted model, not a curated record. Gene Ontology annotation, biological process: cardiolipin acyl-chain remodeling; inner mitochondrial membrane organization. Lineage: Eukaryota; Fungi; Ascomycota; Eurotiomycetes; Eurotiales; Aspergillaceae. The transcript has 4 exons. The coding region runs from base 1 to 2685 and encodes 894 amino acids. Gene Ontology annotation, cellular component: mitochondrial membrane.
AUGGAUGAUCCGAUCAUGUGGGGGUUUCUUCCUCUGCGCUACUGGUUGAGUCUUUCCUCGUCGAAUAAGCGAUGGGGAUUUGGAAGCCAUGAUAUCUGCUAUCAGACUAGACCACUGGCGCUGUUCUUCACCAUGGGCCAAGUCCUCCCCACCCAUCGACUGGCGCAUUCGCCGCACGGCGGUCUCGCGCAGCCCGUUGUCACUCAGGCGAUCCGAUUGCUGUCGAAGGGACCGUUCCCCGCCGAUCCCCAUCUUGCUCGCCCCGAGCGGCAGUCGUGGAGCCUGCAGAAUGUUUGCGUCGACCCGUUCUCCGACCUUCCUACGGCGUUUACGACCGACGGCCACGACUCCCAUUUAUCUCCAUCCUCCUUUGCCUGCAAUUCAUAUUCGUGGUUCCACAUCUUUCCGGAGGGCAUGAUACACCAGGCGCCUAAUAAAACAAUGCGGUAUUUCAAGUGGGGUGUUGCUCGACUUAUUCUCGAGGCCAGCGAAUGUCCCGACGUGGUGCCCAUCUGGCUAGAGGGUCUCGACCAAGUCAUGCAUGAAAGUCGCGAGUUUCCUCGCUUCCUGCCCCGGGUGGGCAAGGAGGUCAGUAUCACGUUUGGAAAGAAGGUGGAUACAGAAGCCGUCUUCGGCGAGUCGCGAAGGAAAUGGCAGCAGAUCAAGGCCAAGGCUGAGCGCACAUCGCCCGACACUCGCGAUCUUCCGCUUGGUGUUCUCAAUGACGAGCUCCUGUACGGAACGGAGGCAGUGGAAUUGCGCAAAGAGGUUACGAAAAAGAUUCGGGAUUUAGUCCUUGAAGUGCGACGUUCCAGAGGCCAUUCUGAUGAAGACCCCAAGGAGGGCCUCGUUGAGACUUGGAUCCGAGAAGGUCCUAAACGGGAUGGGAAAAUGUUGGAUGAUUCUUGGUUCAAGAAGAAUGCCUAUGCGAAACCAGCGAGCACUGCGCAUCACACUCUCGCCUCCAGUGGUUUCCGCAAUGAUCGCCUCCGCCCCUCCGCCUCCGCGGCGACAGAGCAGCAGCAACAGCAGCAGCCCUCGGUGAACGAGCUGAUCGACCAUCUCCGACGCACGCAAGUCACACGGCCCUCCGACCAGGGACCUGAGAAUCCAUAUGCCCAUAAUCGAUUCGUUGUUCCCCGCACUGUUCAUCCAUCCCUGCGCAACCUUCUCGAACUCCCCGAAACCCCGCCCCCGCGGCCACGUCCAGGCUCCCGCCGCCAUGCCGUCGGCGCACGACGGCUCAGACGAACGCCGGGGCCACCGCCCCCUCAGAGCUGGCUCGUGGGGAAUUAUAAUUAUCUAGAGAAUCGCGAAGAAGAGGAUGAUGCGGCGCAAGAGAGCGCCCGUGCAGGUCGCACGAUCUACCGAUUGGAGCGGUUACCCGGUACGACAUUCCCUGCAAAGGGGAGCCUGCAGCACACAGUCCUCAAAAACAUGGCGCUCUACUGGGGCUGGCACCUCGAGUACGACGGGCUGUUUCUCGCGGAUCUUCCCAACCACGUCAAGGUUCGCCUUCUCAGUUAUAUUAGUAUAUACACUCGUGACCACGAGAUUCCGCCGAGCUUGGGACUUCGACCGUUGUUCACUCGCCCGCAUCAUCCGGCUGGAGAUCACACUCCAGGUUUUGAAGUUGGCAGUGAGACCGCAGCGCAGCAGCCCGAGAAUGAUGGCGAAAUCACACGUCUCGACCUAGGCAGCGCACUGGGCCGCUGGCUCACGCUUAAGCAAGUCUCGAGCGAACUCUUGACCACUACCAAGAGACUUACCCCCCUGAUCCAGCAGCACACGGAUAGCGAAGCCGCAGCAGCCGUGCCAUCCUCCUGGGAGGACGAAUACGACGAACAACUGCCUCCACCAAAGGGCGCACCUUUAACAACCACAACCCUCCGCAUCCCGCGCUUCGAAAACCUCCGCUAUCUGUCCCUGGCGCACCCGACCCCCGGCUCCGCGAACUGGAACUCCCUCAUCACGCUCCUCUCGCGUCUCUCGCGCAUCACCCAUCUCUCCCUGGCCCACUGGCCCGUCCCCACGGUCACCCCGCACGCUCUCAACGCUACAGUCCGCCACCCUGCCCACCGCUCUUUGACUUUCGCGUACGGCGGAACGGACUCUUACGCCGCUAGCGAGAAUAAUUGGGCCGAGGCCGCGGGGAUCCUGCGGCGGCUGUCGCGGGCAACGUAUUGUCUGAAAUGGUUGGAUUUGGAGGGUUGCGGAGAGUGGAUUCCCGCGCUCAACUGGGUGGGUGUUGGCCCGGAUGGAGAAGUCUAUCCCACGGGCCCAGAGUGGAAUGGCUCUUGGCGGGACAUCGAAUGGAUGCGCCUCGGGGCGGGGUGGUUCCCCUUCCUGGACGGGGAUGAGCACGACGGGCAGAAAUUGGGCGGUGCAGAUGGGAGAAGGUCCCUGGCUGCUUCAAUGCAUGCACCCCCUCCUGCAGUCGAUCCGGAGACUUCCGAUGGUCUGCCGUGGGAUGUCGAGGAGGAGAGGGUCAAAUACCGUCGUCGGAAGGAGUUGCAGCGCUAUCGAGAGAUCGUCACGACAGCCAAAGAUGUACAGCGGGCGGUCCUGCGGGCCAGGAAGGAGGGGAAGGGCAAGUGGGUGACAUUCUCCUUUGGGUUAGAGAGAUUGGAAGACGACGCGUUGAAGAAGUUACUUGGUCCGCAGUGGUUGGGGCUGUUGCCCUGA